AUGAAAAACCCGGUUGUUGGAGAGUACUGGGAAGAACCCCGCGCCGUAGGCUCCUCCCUCUCCUUUUUGCUAUCGCCGUCGUAGAGAGCGCACGUCCAGAGGCCCGAAAAUGCGCUACGUUGCAGCUUACCUUCUUGCUGUCCUUGGGGGCAAUGAGUCCCCAAGCUCAAAAGACUUAAAGAAAAUUCUUGACAGUGUAGGCAUUGAGACGGACGAUGAACGUGUGAAUAAGGUCAUUAGUGAGCUGAAUGGGAAAAACAUUGAAGAUGUCAUCUCCCAAGGUAACAGCAAGCUUGCCAGCAUGCCAGUUGGUGGGGCUGUAGCAGUUUCUGCUGGAGGUUCUGCUGCUCCUGCUGCAGGUGCUGCACCAGCAGCUGCUGAGGAGAAGAAAGAAGAAAAGAAAGAAGAGUCUGAAGAAUCUGAUGAUGAUAUGGGAUUUGGGCUGUUCGAUUAAACUUUUGUUGAGGGCUAAUCUAUAAUAAAACUUGGUUAAAAUA
Zootoca vivipara (common lizard) is the source of this 497-nucleotide messenger RNA. It is a transcript of the gene RPLP2, whose product is annotated as ribosomal protein lateral stalk subunit P2. Gene Ontology annotation, biological process: cytoplasmic translational elongation. Gene Ontology annotation, molecular function: structural constituent of ribosome. Gene Ontology annotation, cellular component: ribosome; cytosolic large ribosomal subunit. Lineage: Eukaryota; Metazoa; Chordata; Lepidosauria; Squamata; Lacertidae. The record is from RefSeq and is a predicted model, not a curated record.